AUGGGCCGCAAAUACUGGGGCGGUUCGGGGGAUGCCCUGACCAUCUGGAUCUCAGUCGCCACGUCAACAGUCCUCAUCUUCUACGGCUACGACCAGGGCGUCUUUGGCAAUGUCAUCAUCGGCCAAAACUUUCUCGAAACCAUGGACUUCCCGUCCUCCAACAUGCAAGCAACCAUGACCUCGGUGUACAAUCUCGGCUGUUUCGCGGGCGCCAUGUCGACCAUCUGGACUGGCGAUAUCUUUGGGCGGCCGCGACAGAUUAUUGUUGGCAGUGCUGUGAUUGCUGUGGGUGCGAUUAUUCAGACGACGUCGUAUGGUGUGUCGCAGAUGAUGGUUGGGAGAGUGGUAGCUGGGUUGGGCACGGGCAUGAACACUGCUACUGCAGGUGUAUGGCAAGCCGAGACGAGCAAGAUGAGCAGUCGCGGCAAACUGGUUAUUAUCCAAAUGGCAAACUGCAUCACCGGCUUUUCCCUCUCCAACUGGCUAACCCUGGGCUUCUCAUUCGCCCCCGGCAACGUCUCAUGGCGUUUCCCUCUUGCCUUUCAAAUCUUCUUCAGUCUGCUCAUCUUCAUCCUCUGCCCCUUUUUGCCAGACUCGCCGCGUCUACUGAUCCGCAAGGGCAAAUACGACGAAGCGCGUGAGAUCAUUGCUGCUCUGCAAGGCGAGGGCGUAACCGUCGACUCGCCCGAGGUCAAGUCACAGUUUAAUAUUAUCAAAGACAUUCUUGACCGCGAGCACAUGACUACGUAUACCUGGGGUCAGCUUUUGACCGGACGAGGCCCCUCCGGCGUCCUCCGACGCAUGAUCCUCGGCGCAUGGAUGCAAGCCAUGAACCAAAUCUCCGGUAUCAACAUCACCAGCUACUACAUGUCCUACGUCUUCAUCAACGCACUCAACAUCAGCGAACUGCUAGCACGCAUCCUCGCUGCUGCCGGCAGCGUCGACUAUCUUUUCUUUGCAUGCAUGGCAUAUUUCACGAUUGAGCGGUACGGACGCCGUAAAGUGAUGAUGUGGUCUGCGGCAGCGUGCUGUACCUGCUGGGUUGUGAUUGCCAUUACCUUGGCAAUUUCCGAUACGGGUAGGGGCGAUCAGUACAAGUUGGGAAUUGUAGCGGUGUCGUUUUUCUUUGUGUUUUUUGCGAGUUUUGGUCUGGGUGUUUUGGGUGUUCCUUGGCUAUACCCCACUGAAAUCAACGCUCUCGAAAUGCGCACCAAGGGCUCCUCGCUCGCCAUGGCCACAAACUGGAUCAUGAACUACAUGGUCGUCCAAGUCACGCCACCGGGGAUCGCAAACCUGGGCUGGAAGUUUUGGAUCAUAUGGGCAUGUAUCUGCUUCAGUUUUAUUCCAAUCACGUAUCUGUUUUAUCCGGAGACGGCGAAUCGCACGUUGGAGGAUAUUGAUCGGUUUUUUGAGACGAAGCCGGGCAUUAUUGUGGCGUGGAAUAAGACGGCAACGCAAUUGACCAGACCGGAAGAGUUUAUUCGCAUGGACGAGGAAAUUACCCAGCGCAUUCAGGGUGAAGAGAAGAUGCUGGAUGAGAAAGAGAGGGUAGAAGCGGUGCCUGUUCAUGAUGAAAGUGUGUAA
Talaromyces rugulosus is the source of this 1584-nucleotide messenger RNA. RefSeq lists its product as uncharacterized. The transcript has 7 exons. The record is from RefSeq and is a predicted model, not a curated record. The coding region runs from base 1 to 1584 and encodes 527 amino acids. Lineage: Eukaryota; Fungi; Ascomycota; Eurotiomycetes; Eurotiales; Trichocomaceae. Gene Ontology annotation, molecular function: carbohydrate:proton symporter activity. Gene Ontology annotation, cellular component: membrane. Gene Ontology annotation, biological process: carbohydrate transport; transmembrane transport.